Ruditapes philippinarum (Manila clam) is the source of this 6561-nucleotide messenger RNA. RefSeq names its product zinc finger protein 423-like. Bases 74 to 5266 code for a protein of 1730 amino acids. Gene Ontology annotation, molecular function: DNA-binding transcription factor activity; RNA polymerase II cis-regulatory region sequence-specific DNA binding. Lineage: Eukaryota; Metazoa; Mollusca; Bivalvia; Venerida; Veneridae. Gene Ontology annotation, biological process: regulation of transcription by RNA polymerase II. The record is from RefSeq and is a predicted model, not a curated record. The transcript has 2 exons.
AUUUUAACACAUGUUGAUCUGGGCGCGAGCAAAUUUCCGAAUUUUCCAUAAAAUGUAACAAGACUUGUCCGCAAUGGAUAAAACAUUAAAACCUGGCCAGAGUGAAAAGGCCUAUUGGUUACAACAAAGCUUUAAUGGUGAUGAAUUAGUUGAAGAAAAUGUCUUAGAGCCUCAACCAGUAAACCAGUUAGUCAUAAAUGAUGACAUGACCGAUAUUUUUGAACAGAAUUUUGAAUCAGUAGAAGAUAAUGAAGCUGCUAAUAAUAUGGUGCAGUUUCUACAAAAGCUUGCCCAGUCUUCCCUUGAGGAUAACAUUAAUGAAUUUAUUGAGAUGGAUUUGGAUGACAUAAAUGAAGAUAUGGUUGAUAAUAUUGAUCAUGGUAAAAAAGAAGACAAGUUGGUAAUUGAGAUGAAUUUGGAUGACAUAAAUGAAGAUAUGCCUGAUAAUAUUGAUCAUAGUAAAAAAGAAGACAAGUUGGUUAUUGAGAUGGAUGUGGAUGACAUAAAUGAAGAUAUGGUUGAUAAUACCAAUCACAAUGAAAAAGUAGACAAGUUGGUUGAUAAACCUAUUGAACACUUAACUUAUGACUUGAGUGAGCAUCAGAGUGUAUUUAUUACAGAAGAACAAAAGGCAGCUGAAAAUAAACAAUAUAUUGAUGAAUAUUUAGAUUUUGUUGAUUUGAAAACUGAACAGAAAAUGAAUGCAAAAUUUAAGACAAAACCAACCAUUGAAAUGUUACUUUAUUUGUAUUCCACUUCGUCCACCAAUACAGAAAACAAAGCUACAGAAAGUGACCAUUCACUAAAUAGUGAGAAAAAUGACGACCUGCCAGAAGGCUAUUCUUAUACAAAUUUGUUUAAGGAAAUUGGGACAAGGUUUAUUUGUGGCAUUUGUUCAAAAUCCUAUUCUAACAAAACAAAAUUGAAAGUACACUUUUACUCUCAUGUCCUGGACAAACAUUUGUAUUGCUCCAUAUGUUGUAAACGAUUUAUCAGUCUAAGAUCUUUGCAGACUCAUGUUGAUUUAGAACACGGGUAUUACCGGUGUGAUACUUGCUCCAAAAAAUUUUCAUCAAAAAAUAGGCUGAUUACUCAUAUUAAGAAUCAUUUCCAUGAGGCAAACGUUGAUUGUAAUCAGUGCAAGGAAAAAUUCCAUGAUAAGUGGGACUUGAGGGACCAUCUACAAAAAGUACACAAUGGCUGUUUUGAGUAUGUAAAAAAAUCAAAGAAGACAAAAGGAUUACCUAAGCGUAUAACGAAUGAAAGUAAUACACAGGACUUGCCUCAUGUUACUGUUUCUAAAAGUCAUUCACUGAACCUAUCUGAAAAAAAUGCGGAGAAGUGUCAUUCAAAGGACAUUCCUGAGCUUACUGUAAAUGAAAGUCCUGAGAAAGAGUUGGCUGACUUCCAAGAUUCUACUACCAAUGAAAUUCCUUCAAAAGAUUUGCUUGAACUUGCUGUCAACAAAGAUUCUUCAGAAUACUUGCCUGAGCUUACUGAGAGUCAUUUGAUGGACUUGCCUGCAACAACUGCUGAUGAAAAUUGUGCAAAUCAAACAACUAAUGGUGUAAUGAAUGAAGAUCAAGAGAUACAAAUUAAAAGGAGAGACUCGCAUAAAUGCACAGUUUGUAACAAAGAAUUUAAAAAUGCAUGUCACCUUAAGAGACAUAUGUUUGUUCACAGUGACUAUUGUCUGUUUACCUGUUCAUUAUGCAAACGUGGAUUUAAGCGCAGUGAUGUAUUUCAAAACCAUUUGAUAACUGUUCAUAAUGGGAAAAAAUCUUUCCAGUGUGAUGUGUGUAAGAAAUUGUUUGCCAAGAAACAAUAUUUAGAAAAACAUAAACUUAGACAUUCCUCAGUGAAAAAUUUCUCGUGUAGUAUUUGUGUGAAAAGAUACAGAAGUCAGGGUGAUCUUUCAAAGCAUAUCAAAAAAGUCCAUGUGCCAAAACUGCAUGAGGAUCCAAACUUUGUUAACUGUGAUAAAUUGAAGACAACAUAUGCACAAUUUGCUGCCGAAAAUAAAAGUGACGCUGUUGAAAUAUUCAGAGAGUCUUUAAGUAAUCCAAUAAAUAAAUCAAAAGGUAUGUUUGAAAAUGGUAGAUCCGUAGAUGAAAUAGCCAUUAGAAACUCUGAGGAAAGUAAUAGCAUUCAGGACCAGGACGAUGAAAAGAGUUUUGCAACAAACAAGAUUUCGAAGGAACUUGGAACAAAUGGAUUAUCUGGCAGUAGUUGUUUAUGCUUUACAUGCGGGAAUACUUACAAAACAGAAAGAGGGCUUAAACAUCAUAUAAGUAGCAAACAUUCAGGGAAAAGUAAAACAAAGAAAGUAAGCGUUGACCCCGAGACAGCAAUCUUUGCAUUGUUUCAAGAAACCUUUACAAAAAGGAAAACAGCUGCGAAAGGUGGUAAUAGUAAAAAUAGUGUUUCAUCAGACACAGUUGUUUUGGCAAAUACAAAAAGUAAAAUACACGAUACAAUCGUGGACAGUGAUAAUGAUUUGAGGUCAAAAGACUCUGGAAAUGUGGAUAUAAAUAGAAAGGUGUAUGAAGCUGGUAUUGAUGACUUUGACAAAAAUGAGAAUCAAAGAGUGAAUAAAGAAGAUAUUACAUGUAUAACUAAAACAACCAAUGUAGAGACUGUAAUUGCUAGUGAGGAUGAUUUAAAACGCGUUAAGAAUGUAGAUGAAAUAUUAGAACAAAGUAACACGGUGCAUGUAGUUAACUCACAACAAAGACAAGAAAUAGCAUCAGCAAACAACAGUAAUGUAUGUAGAAUAUGUGGUAGGAUGUUUAGUUGCCCGAGUUUUUUGAAGACACACAUGAUUUUACAUUGUGAAAAAAUGCCACAUGUAUGUACAGUGUGUGAAAAAGGCUUUCCGCGUUUAGAAUCCCUAAAGAUUCACAUGAUAAAUGCUCAUACGGGAAUUAAAUUAUUUGAAUGUGAUAUAUGUAAGAAAUCUUUUGCAAGGAAGUUUUUGUUGAAUAGUCAUAAAGUCAGACACACAAACAUACGAAAUUUUCAAUGUAAUAUUUGUUUGAAAAAAUCUAAAACAAAACAUGAUCUACAAAAGCAUAUGAGGAGACAUAAUCAUUCACAGAUCCAAACACCUGGACGUAAAUCAGAUCUUACAGGUUAUGAGGAUCUAGGUGUUGGCAACAGUGGUAAUAAUGCAAAUGAAGGUGAAUCUCGUAACGGUGACAAUUAUGUAAAUGAACGUUCUGUGACCAUUGAUGAUAAAGAGAAUUUAACAGACACAGAUGUGAACAUUUUGAGCGUGACUGAAUCGAAUGGCAAUAGAAGAAGAAGAAUUUACCCAAAGAUCAGGACAAAACAAGGGCAGAAGGAUUUAAAUACCAGUCUUACUUGUGAAAUUUGUCAGAUAACUUUUUCAAAGUUGUAUCAUAGAAGAAGACAUUCGAUCCUGCAUAAUGACAUUUUUCCCUAUACUUGUUCAGUAUGUGACAAGGGCUGCUCGAGAAAUGAUCAGUUGAAAUUACAUAUGAUAAAUGCCCAUAGUGGAGAAAAAACAUUUGAGUGUGAAGUAUGCAAUAAGGCAUUUGCUACAAAAAAUGACUUGAAAAAUCAUAAAGCAAGGCAUGUAAAUGUUAGAAAUUUUCAAUGUGAUUUAUGUACGAAAACUUUUAAAACAAAACAUGAUCGUGAUAAACAUGCUAAAAGAAGUCAUGCUAAGGUAUCUAAAUCUCAGGAUAAAUCAGAUUUAACCCCUGCUAUGAGGAAUGAUGAAGAUUCGCUGGAAGUCGGAUUAAGUGGAUUGGAAGCUUGUGAAAAGAUUGCUAACAAAGCACAAGGACAUAAUGAAGGGAAAAUAAAUAAGGCAGAUGAUGAUACAAUAGGUGUGUCAUUUGAUAGUGACAGCAAUUUGAAUAGAGCAACUGAUUUAGAUUCUGAUGAAAGAACUGCACACAUGCUAACUGAUGUGAUGGAUAAUUGUGUCAAAAGUUCAGAACUUUUAAAAAGUAAAAAAAGUCAAGAUAGGACUGGUAUUAAUGGGGUAAGUGAUAAAGAAAAUGCUACAGCUGUAGAUAAUGUUGAUUGCGUUCAAACAAUAGAAAUACAUGACGUAGCAUCACAGUUAAAGGAUAAGCAAUGUCAAAGGGUUACUAAAAAUAGUUGUAAAAUAUGUCACAAAACUUUCACUUCUGACGGUAAUUUUAAGAGACAUAUGUACUCACAUAGUGACAAGUUACCCUAUGCUUGUUCAGUUUGUAAGAAAGGCUUCCCUCGAAAAGAUUAUUUAAAUAUACAUGUGAUAAAUGUCCAUACAGGCAAGAAAUUAUUUGAGUGUGAUGUAUGCAAAAGAACAUUUGCAACGAAUCAUUAUAUGAAAAAACAUAGAAUAAGUCAUACAAAAUUUAGACAGUUUAAGUGUGGCACUUGUGAGAAAACGUACAAAAACAGAAGCGAUGUUAGAAAACACAUAAAAGCGAAGCAUUUGUUGUCAAAAUCAUCAUUUUCGAAAUCUGAUACAUUAAAAACGAAUGAUAUUCACUUUGAAGAUGAUACUGGUGAAAAUGAUAAUGAUGUUGUAGAUAAUGGUUUAGAAAACCAGAUAGAGGAAUUAGACGAAGAAAGGGAUCGGAAUUUGAAUAAAGAAAAGAACUCUGACCAGGAAGACAGAAAUGCAAAUAAUGACUUGGCUAAAACAAGUAAUGGUAUAGACUAUAGGAGUUCCAAAUAUACUGAGGAAGAUAUGGAUCAAGAGAAGGCCUUUGAAAUUAAAACUAAUUGUAAUAAUAUUACAGUUGAAUUAAAGCAAAAAGAAAAAGCACCUAAUGUUCUUGGCAAGCAGUUUAGUUGCGAAAUAUGCAAGAAAGAAUUUGCUUCUCGGAAAGGUGAAAAGAGGCACCAACUUCUACACAGUAACACGUUGCCAUUCACGUGUUCGUCUUGUGGGAAAGGGUUCCCAAGAAAGGAAGCUUUACACUUGCAUACAGUAUCUGCACAUGGGGGAAAGAAAGAUUUUCAGUGUGAGAUAUGCAAGAAAUCAUUUGCAACCAAAAACUAUCUUAUAAACCAUCGACUGAUUCAUUCAUUGGAAAGGAAGUUCCCAUGCCAAUUCUGCAAGAAAAGUUCUAAAACACAUACUGACCUCAUAAAACAUGUCAAAAGGAUCCAUCUGGAGAAACUAAGCAAAAACUUCACAGUACAAAAACAUACCUGUCAAUUCUGUGGAACAAAUUCUAAAACAAACGGUAUUCUUUUAAGACAUAUUAAAAGAAUGCACCCGAAGGAGUUUAAGAAAUAGUGUUGGCAGUGAUGUUGAUGUUGAUAAUGAAGUUAAAGAAAAAUUGGUAAUUAAUGUUAAAGGGAGACAGUGUUUCCUUUGUAAGCGAACUCUUAAGUUCAUAUAGAUGUAGGGUGAAUAAGACGUUGGCAUGUUGUAUAGUGUUGAAUAUAUGUACUUAGUAACCCAUAUGAAUGUAAUUUUUUUGGUUUGAAUUAUUGUAUAAUAUUCAAUGUUUGAUGUAUAAUAAUUAUUUCGUAGCAGUUAUUUUUAGCAUGAUUUUUUAGCUCACCUGUCGCAAAGUGACAUGGUGAGCUUUUGUGAUCGCCUUUCGUCCGGCCAUCCGCAAACUUUUACUUUAAACGACAUCUCCUCAUAAACAGCUAAGCCAAUUUCAUCCAAACUUCACAGGAAUGUUCCUUUGGUAGUCAACUUUAAAAAUUGUUCAAAGAAUUUAAUUCCAAGCAGAACUCUGGUUGCCAUGGCAACUGAAAGAAAAAACUUAGAAUAUCUAUUUUUAGAAAACCGAAAGAGCUAGAGCUUAAAUAUUUGACAUGAAACAUCUUCUAGUGGGUGUCUAUCAAGUUUGUUCAAAUAAAUGCCCUAGGGUCAAAAUUGGCCUUGGGGUCAUUGAUUUUCCUUUUUAGUAUAUUGUAAAAACUUAAAAAUCUUCUUUUAAAGAACCCAAAUAGCUAGAGAUUAGAUAUUAAGCAUGAAACAUCAUCCAGUGGGUGUCUACCAAGUUUGUUCAAAUAAAAGCCAUGGGGUAAAAAUUUGCCCCGCCCCAGGGGGUCAUUGAUUUUCCUUAUUUGUACAUGUAUAUAGUAAAAACUUACAAAAUCUUCUUUUAAAGAACCCAAAUAGCUAGAGCUUCGAUAUUAAGCAUGAAACAUUUUCUAGUGGGUGUCUACCAAGUUUGUUCAAAUAAAAACCCUGGGGUAAAAAUUGACCCCGCCCCAGGGGGUCAUUUAUUUUCCUUAUUUGUAUAAAAUAAAAACUUAAAAAAUCUUCUUUUAAAAAACAAAAAAAGCUAGAGCUUAGAUUUGAAGCAUGAAACAUCUUCUAGUGGGUGUCUACCAAGUUUGUUCAAAUAAAUGCCCUAGGGUAAAAAUUGGCCCCGCCCCAGGGGGUCAUUGAUUUUCCUUAUUUGUAUAUAGUAAAAACUUACAAAAUCUUCUUUUAAAGAACCCAAAUAGCUAGAGCUUAGAUAUAAAGCAUGAAACAUCUUCUAGUGGGUGUCUACCAGGUUUGUUCAAAUAAAAGCCCUGGGGUAAAAAUUGGCCCAGCCCGAGGGAGUCAUUGAUUUCCCUAUUUUU